Messenger RNA from Sinocyclocheilus grahami, 5003 nucleotides. RefSeq lists its product as uncharacterized. The transcript has 11 exons. The coding region runs from base 407 to 4216 and encodes 1269 amino acids. NCBI's taxonomy places the organism in Eukaryota, Metazoa, Chordata, Actinopteri, Cypriniformes, Cyprinidae. Gene Ontology annotation, molecular function: actin filament binding. The record is from RefSeq and is a predicted model, not a curated record. Gene Ontology annotation, biological process: actin filament organization; cell migration.
GAAACAGGACAAGGAGCUAGGAAAAGAAGACGUCCUGACUGGCACCGUUAGUGACUAUGAGAUCUUAAACCGAAGCGAGGAGGAAGCACAUUCCAACAACUCAGAAGAAACAGACCAGAAUUUUGUUCACUUGGACACCUCCAUACUAGAGCCCCAUCAGGAACCAACAAGAACUAAUGACAAGACCACUGAGCCCUCUUUAAACCAGAGAGGAAAAAAGAUCAGACAGAGUUAUGACACGGAUGUUUCACAGAAUGCCAGGACACCAAAUCCUCAACUGAGCCUGGCAAGAGAUCCAUGUGCCUCAGAAUUCAAAACAGUCACAAGUGACGCAACGGCCACAGAUAUAUCUACUGCUGUGGACCAGCGACGACCUGACAAAACUCACCUCAAGGAUAGUCCAAACAUGUUAGAAGGCUCUUGUCAAGGGGACUCAACAGAUGAUGGCGUGAGCAUUGAGACACAGACGCUGUCUCACAGACAGAAUGGGAUGUUAGACACAAAGGCAAUGACAAAGAUGAGUGGUGAUGUUGAAAUAAAGAGGAAAUUUUCUUUGGAAUCAGAGAAUGCUAAUUUACUUGAAAGACAGCCAUUCCAGGAAAUAGGAGUUUCAGAGGACAAAUAUAAACAUGAAAUGCAGAGCCUAAAUAGUGACAAAAUUAGGAGAAGUUGUGAAAAAGUUUGCAAAGAAAGUGCUGGAACUGUCCGACAUGAAGAAAGUCCUGAUGUGGACAGAUUUGAGUAUUUGGACAGAGUUGAUUCUUUAUGUCCAGAGACUGUGACUACAUGUCCGUCAAUCACUGGAGUCCACUCAAAUUCAAGUCGCCCGUGGCUUCAGAAUGCCAAUAAGCAGGAUAAUUUACAGGGAGAUAAAAAUAUCAAUAGAGGUUUGUCACAAUGUGUUUUUCAAGAACCUAAUGAUGCCUCACAGACACCAAAAGCAACGGCCAAAGAAGACUUCAGAAUAGACCAAAGAAACCCAACAUCCCGUACACCAUUGCUGGGAAAAGAAGAGACCGGAUGGGGUAGAACUGAAGGUAAGGACAAAAUCUUGCAUAUUCCCUUUGAUGAACCUUGUUUAUUAAGAUCUAGAGUGACAACAUUCGACUCUUUCGACUCUGUUACUGAACCCACAAAUCUAGACACAGCUCUAUUCCCAUUGAGGAUUGAGGAGGACUUCAAACAAAAGGUGUUAAGCCCAUUCCAUCCAGAUUUAAGCCAAAACAGUACUUUGUUUAACACUGAGAAGCAAAAUGAUGACAAAGGGGCAUUCACUGUCAUGGAAAAACACUCAACGGCCAUGUCAUCUGAGAGUUUAACUGCAUCCAGUGCUAAAAACGUCCCUGUUAGCAAUGCGCCUCACCCAGUCAAAAAGGGAGUGUGGGGAGCAGAAGCACCACGUGUGAAAAGAGACACUGAAUCUGCUUGGCGAAAAGCUGUUCGGUCGAAAUCCACAGAAAGCAGAAAAGACUAUGAUGGUCAUCUUAAUGGAAGACAUAAUACUUCUUCUUUACUUGAAUUAUCAGGUGAAAAUGGUCAAUUUCAGGUGCAUCAGGGCAAAAGAGUCUGUAACCCAAAGAUCUACAAACUGAAUGACAUAAACACAGAAACAAAGGCUAAAGAGAAUUUUUCCAGCGGUAAAUAUGUAGAUCAAAUGCUUGUAAACUCCUUUUCUCACUCAGAUUUUGAUGCCGGUGAUGCCGAAAGAGUCACACAGGUGGCUUCUUUGCAGCGGGAAAAAGAGCCUCUCUAUUUCACAGCUGUGAUCACACCACCACUUCAGAUUCAUACAUUUCCUGAUCAGGAGGCGAGGAAGUCAUCUUACGUCUCUCAUUUGUACGUUCCUCACGCUGAAAUACAGAGCAUGAUCUCUGACAUCCUACCCGCAGAUGCUCAGACAGAGAAAAAGGCCAAAAUCAAAGGACCACCACCACCUGUUCCGAAGAAACCAAAGAAUCCCCUUAAAAAAGCUGCUGGCCGCAAGGAAUCUGCUUCUCAUUCCACAGACGAGCCAAGCAAAUAUUCGGACCUAUUGCUCAGAAAUAUUAAAAUGGGCAGAAGGCAGGAGGCACUGGAGUCUGUAGAGGACUUUAAUAUGCAUCCAUCAUGUCUUGAUAUGUCACCUUAUUAUAUUGAGUCCCCAUUCUACAUGUGCAUGUCCUUAGAGCCUGAGGCUGCUGAUAUUCCAAGAUAUUAUUUAGCCCCAUAUGAUGAAAUUGUUGCACCUGACUGCGAUAAUUUGCUAGGAACUCUCGAUGAUGAAGAACUAAAAGAAAUGGAUAUGUCUCAGCUGAGACCACUGCUAAAAAAAAAAGCAAAAAUAAAGGGCCCACCACCACCUGUGCCGAAGAAGCCUCAAAAUCCAUUUGCUAAAACAGACACAGAGAAGAGCCAAGCAAGCAAAGACUCUGAUUUGGAAAACGUGGCUCAGCCUUUGGAAUAUGGUAGAUGUGACUCUGAAAGCUACAUGAUGGACAUUGAGGAUGAAGAAGACCCUGAAACCACCGCUGUCCCAAUUAGAUAUCCUUACACCGCCUGUCGAAUUCCAAGCAGUGAUUCUUCUGCUUCAGAGGAAAACGAACUGUCCAGAUACAAACCUGUCUCUGAACUCAUCAGAGACAGCAACAAAAUCCAGGAGAAAGUGAUACAUCACAGCAAGACAAACAUAAUGGAAGCCAGGCCAGCUGUGACUGUGGGAAGCCAGAGUCUAAAAGUGUCGCAGAUGAAGAGAGCCUUUGAUGUACAAACAUCUUCCCAUAAAACGGAAAGAAGAUCCUCGCCGAAGAAAGAAAUGAUCAGACGAGUGGUACGACAGAGUAAAUUCCGUCAUGUGUUCGGUCAGGCGGUGAAGAAUGACCAGUGCUAUGAUGACAUUAGGGUUUCGCGGGUUACCUGGGACAGUGCCUUUUGUGCAGUAAACCCCAAAUUUGUUGCUAUUAUUGUUGAGGCUAGUGGUGGUGGAGCUUUCCUCGUUUUGCCUCUGCAAAAGACAGGUCGUAUUGACAAGGCCUACCCCACUGUUUGUGGUCACACGGGCCCUGUGCUGGACAUUGACUGGUGCCCGCACAAUGAUCACGUCAUUGCCAGCGGCUCUGAAGAUUGUACAGUAAUGGUGUGGCAGAUCCCUGAGAACGGCCUCACCGCACCUCUUUCUGAGCCAGUCGUGGUGUUAGAGGGUCACUCCAAGAGGGUGGGCAUCGUGACGUGGCAUCCAACAGCCCGCAACGUUCUACUAAGUGCAGGAUGCGAUAAUCUCAUCGUCAUUUGGAACGUGGGCACAGGAGAAGCUCUGAUCAACCUGGAGGACAUGCAUCCUGACGUGAUCUUCAGCGUCUGCUGGAGUCGCAACGGCAGCCUUAUUUGUACAGCGUGCAAGGAUAAGAAAGUGCGUGUUAUCGACCCACGCAAGGGGAAGAUCAUUGCGGAGAAGGAUAAGGCCCAUGAGGGGGCACGGCCCAUGAGAGCCAUAUUUCUGGCUGAUGGAAACAUCUUCACCACUGGCUUCAGUCGUAUGAGUGAGCGGCAGCUGGCUUUAUGGAAUCCAAAAAACAUGGAGGAGCCGAUAUCAGUGCACGAAAUGGACACCAGCAAUGGAGUGUUGCUUCCCUUCUAUGACCCUGACACUAAUGUGGUCUACCUGUGUGGAAAGGGUGACAGCAGUAUCCGUUACUUCGAGAUCACAGACGAGGCGCCGUAUGUGCACUACCUCAACACGUUUUCCAGCAAGGAGCCCCAGAGAGGCAUGGGCUACAUGCCUAAAAGAGGCCUAGACGUCAACAAGUGCGAGAUAGCCAGGUUUUAUAAACUUCAUGAGAGAAAGUGUGAGCCAAUUAUCAUGACCGUUCCUAGAAAGUCAGACCUCUUUCAGGACGACCUCUAUCCAGAUACAGCAGGUCCAGACCCGGCGCUUGAGACCGAGGAGUGGUUUGAAGGCAAGAAUGGCGAACCGAUCCUGAUCUCGCUCAAACACGGUUAUGUUCCGGGCAAGAACCGCGACCUCAAAGUAGUCAAGAAAAAUGUGCUGGAUAACAAGGCACCCAAGAAAGUGGAGGAGCCAGCACCUCCCCAGAAACCUGCCUCUCCUCAGCUAACCAGAAAGAAUGAAGUGAAGUUAGAGGAGCUGCUGCGAGAAGUCAAGUCCCUUAGAGAUCUGGUCACGCUGCAGGACAGGAGAAUCGCCAAACUGGAAGAGCAAGUGGCUAAAGUGGCCAUCUAAGACACUGGUGGUGGUCUGAGCCAUAGCGUCAGUAUGGAGAGAGAGAGAGAGAGAGAGAGAUUCAGUUGGGCGGGGGGGUCAGUCACUGCCAAAAUUUCUCAAUUUGACUGGAUCAUUCCGCUUGGUGUUUCUCACAAGGACAACUUCACGCAACAUUCCAAGAUGGACUUUUACUUUUUGUAAAGUCUCCCCCAAGCAUUCGCAUAGCAGAAGCAAAAUUGUGGAAAUGAGUGGUCAUUGAUUUUAACUGAUGUUUUACAUUUUGUUACAAAUGUUCUUAUUUCUUCUGUUAUUGUAACAUUGUUUCCAUGAGUAUUCUGAUAUUAAGCGGUAUGUUACAGAGUGUCGUUGUAUAUACACAUCAAUAUUCCUCUUUCCUUUUUUGUUGUGCUGCCAAAUUUGAGGUGAAUCAGACACCUCUCCUUCUAUUUCUACUUUUAUAUGUUUUUCCCAGUUUUAGAUAGUGGCUUAUUGAAAAUCAAGACAUACUAUUCAAAGUGGGACAUCUGCAGGAAAGACAGAACUGUGUGGAUGGGAUUUUAAAGUGAUUGUAAAGGCAGCUAAUCAUAGAUGAUAAGGAUAUGAUUUAGUGAAAUCUAAGAAAUGCUUGUAACCAUUCAAAUUCAGCAUUUAGGAUUCAUCUGGAUUAAUUUAGAAAAUCAGUCCAAAUAAUGUCCCUUGUGAUGACCGUGAUCACUGGAGUAUUAAUCACAUAGUCAUUUCCUCCAUUGCCUGCUUUGGGAUCAUCAUAAUUGAUUAUAAAGCAUCCAACAACAGGGUUUUUCAA